UAGAAACCGUGGGCAGACGUCAGAGACCGUCAGGAUCCGCCCCCCGGGCGCUAUCCCGCCUCCCUGCCGUCACCGCGGGGCGGGACCCGCUGCCACGCCCGGGGAGCGGCGCUGCCGGGGCCGGGUGUCUUUAAUAGGUGGCUGCAGUCCAACUUAUUCCCAGCGUGGAUGAUCUUGACAGUGAAUCUACUCAGCCAUGUCAUACAGUGCGGGUUUUGGGGAUCCUAAUCAACUGGCUCAACGCAUAACUUCCAACAUCCAGAAGAUCACACAAUGCUCUGCCGAAAUACAAAGAAUACUACAUCAGCUUGGAACACCACAAGACACAGCUGACUUGAGGCAACAGCUGCAACAGAAGCAGCAAUAUACCAACCAGCUUGCCAAAGAAACUGACAAAUACAUUAAAGAGUUUGGAUCUUUGCCUGCAACAAGUGAACAGCGUCAAAGAAAAAUACAGAAAGACCGUCUUGUAGGAGAGUUCACCACAGCACUAACGAAUUUCCAAAGACUCCAAAGGCAAGCUGCUGAGAAAGAAAAAGACUUCGUAGCCAGAGUAAGAGCCAGCUCAAGAGUAUCUAGUGGUGCUCCUGAAGAUAGCUACAAAGAAGGAACACUUGUCUCUUGGGACAGUCAACCACAAGCACAAGUGCAAGAUGAAGAAAUUACAGAAGAUGACCUCCGUCUUAUUGAGGAGAGGGAAUCUUCCAUUAGGCAGCUUGAGGCAGAUAUUAUGGACAUCAAUGAAAUUUUUAAAGAUCUAGGAAUGAUGAUUCAUGAACAAGGUGAUGUGAUAGACAGCAUAGAAGCCAAUGUGGAGAAUGCAGAUGUACAUGUGCAGCAAGCAAACCAGCAGCUGUCAAGAGCAGCAAACUAUCAGCAAAGGUCCCGAAAGAAGAUGUGCAUCCUCAUUAUUAUACUUGCUGUUGGAGUAUUGCUUCUUGGAAUCAUCCUAUGGCAAAUUUUAAAAUAGGUCUCUGGAUAAGGUGUUAUAAUUGGUAUUUAAAUUAUGAAAGGAAAUGGUUUGCUCAUUGUGAAGCUGAGUGAAAUAAUGGUUCUGUACUUCAUCACUUCAUCACAUUUUCCUAUCAGACUUUUUGUUCUCAGUAGUACUGUCAAUAUGGCUGCCUGCCCUCUUGGAUGUGCAUAUUGUCUUACCAGAAAAAAAAAAAAAAACCAAAAAAAAACAACAGUCAAGGUCAUACACUGUUCCAUUAACUUAAACCUUAAAAGGUUUUUGUGUUUACAGGGCUAGUCAAUAUCCCGGUAAUUUGUUUUGAUGGGGUGGGUAAUUAUCUUUUGGGAUAUUGGGAAAUGUUGCUGCCAAAACAAACUCCUGAGUUGUUGCUUGAGGCAAUGAAUUCACAUCUCAGAAUUUAUUUUUAAGUUAGAAAUACCUUUUUGUCUUUCUCUUCCAUUGCACUCACCAGCCCUUUAGAUAUGGGUGGUUAAAAAAUAAAAUAGAGGUUGCUGAAGUUGGUGUAAUCUCUCUUUUAUAACUGAAGCCUUUGAAUUAAGCCUUCAGUUUGCCUGAAGUCUUUUAGGUGGUUCAUACAAAGUCUGAUGCACAAAAAAAGUGACUGUGCCUGUAACUCUUUGUUUAACAAAUUCAGAAAAUCAACUACAAUCACCUUCAAAAUAGUUCCCGUGUGAGUUGACACAAAGCUACACAAGAUGCUGCCAAUGUUCAAGCAGUUCCAGAGAUAAUUUUCUGAAAGGCUGUUUAGGGUUUCUGUUUUUUCUUUUCACAUCUUCUACUGAUGAAAAUGGGUUCCUUUGAGUACUGAUUAAAAAAUGCAUGCAUGAGACAUGCAUUUUUCACUGUAUGACUCAGUCAAUAAUUGAAAAGUUUGUCACUAGUUUCUUUAGUUUCACAAGAAACUUGAUGUUACCUUGCUGUUCACUGUUGCACACCAACAUUUUCCAAGCAAGGGUAAGCAAGCAUCUGUAUUUGAACACGUCUGCUCGCACUUAGUGAAGCGAUCAAGCUGAGCCUUGUCUCGCUGUGACAGGCUAGAACAUGUUCUGAAACCAUCUCUGUCUCUCCCCUCUCACACUUGGUUCCUGAGCCAAGGGGUCAGUCUCAGGGGUUUUUGUGUCAGACCUCGUAUACAUGGCAUUGACUAUGGUUAUACCUGGAAGCCUCCUGCAAAGAUAGGUAAGGGUGGAUGAUGUAAUUAUGUGGAUUUUUUGUUUCAGUUCUUGAAUUAAGAAAAUCUUUGGGUUUUGUGUGCAUAUCCGGUAUCUUUGCAUCUGAAACAUGCAUCAGUGAGCUAGCCUGGAUGAAAUGAAGCUCUAGUCUGUGAAUUCUUAGACUUAGUGGGAAGAAGAGAAAUUCCCAGCUUCCUAACUGCACUUGAAUGUCACUGUUCUGAAACUGCUGUGAUUUGGUUUCCAUGAACAGUUACAAAGUUGUAUGUGAGGUCUUUCUUACAGCUGAAGAAGAGAAGAUUGCAAGUUCAGUUCCAAAUUCAGAAAUGGUAUUUGAAAUUAAGUUGAAUCAGUUGAACUGAUUCAAACUCUUUUAGACAUUUUAUGCUUAUAACCUUUAAAAUGACCCUUUUCCUUUUGUGCUAUUUUGUACUAAUCUAUUAAAAAAGUAACAAUUUUGCCAAUUAAUCUAUUUGCCUUUUUAAUUUAUCUUGAACUAAUCUGAAAAGUGUACAGAUGAAAAAGUCACUUAAGCUGUAUUUUAUAAAGUUCUUGUAUACUAGAAUUGGUAGAGAAUGCACUGUUUACAUGGUGAGCUAUGAAAUAUUAUUUGGGAGAAAUCUAACUGUAAGUAUAAAUGGACUUCAAAAUUGUAACCCUGAAACCAAAAUAAAUGUCUUUUAAAGAUUAU
Cuculus canorus (common cuckoo) is the source of this 2839-nucleotide messenger RNA. RefSeq names its product syntaxin 7 (gene STX7). Lineage: Eukaryota; Metazoa; Chordata; Aves; Cuculiformes; Cuculidae. The transcript has 10 exons. The record is from RefSeq and is a predicted model, not a curated record. Gene Ontology annotation, biological process: vesicle-mediated transport; intracellular protein transport; vesicle fusion. Gene Ontology annotation, cellular component: SNARE complex; synaptic vesicle; endomembrane system. Bases 197 to 970 code for a protein of 257 amino acids. Gene Ontology annotation, molecular function: SNARE binding; SNAP receptor activity.